Messenger RNA from Populus trichocarpa (black cottonwood), 2404 nucleotides. RefSeq lists its product as uncharacterized. The coding region runs from base 1033 to 1986 and encodes 317 amino acids. The transcript is spliced from 6 exons. The record is from RefSeq and is a predicted model, not a curated record. NCBI's taxonomy places the organism in Eukaryota, Viridiplantae, Streptophyta, Magnoliopsida, Malpighiales, Salicaceae.
UCAAUUAUUGACUGAGGUCCAUAUUUGCCCCCCCCUCCCCUCUAUCUCUCUCAAGAAACCAGUAGCUCUCUGUUUCUCGUCCAAUUGGAUAUCUCUGACAGACAACACCCUACCUGAUACACGCAGACCUCUCUAACACACAUCAACAUACUCUGUUUUGCUUAUUUGUUUGUUUCUCUAUUUUCCAAGCGCUCCUUCUCUAUCUCAGCUUUUCUUUUCACUGAAUGUUGAUUCCUUUUUAUCAUUUUCUGUUAUAAAGAGAAAUCAAUUCUUGGUUUUAGAGCUACCUUUUGCACGGAAAUUAUGGGUUUCUGUUAAAACAAAAUAAAAAACAGAGAAGCAUUUAAAUUCUCAUUUUCGAGUACUUUCUCUGCCUUUCUUUCCUUCAAAACCCAGUGUGUUUCUUGCUGUUUUUGUUGAUUUAACGUGUUUUUAUACGUGGGCUUUGAUUUAACUUGAAGAAUUAACGUUUAGUUUUUCUGUUUGAUUAUCAAGACAAGUAAUUUAGUUUCUUUAAUAUUGAUCAAAGCAGAGUGUCUCUGUUUUCUAGUGUGAGGGUUGAGUUUACUUUAAGGAAAAAACAGGACAAUAUAAAACAAAGAAGUAAUUACCACUUGAGAGAGAAGGUUUUAGUGUCCAACUUGAAGCAUAAAACUCUUACCUGAAUUUUCAGACUCCGGUGACCCGGAAAAGACUUGAUCUUUUUUUAUAACAUUGCCAUUUCUUCCUUUUGUUGCCAGCAAAGGGUUUUUAUUUAUUUUUAGUUUCUGUGUGAUAAAGAUAAAGAAAAAAGAAAAAAAGAAAAAGGAAGUAAUAUUGUUUUUUUUUUUUUGCCUUAUAUUUAGAUGCCCAAACGUCAAAAAUAGAAUUCCCUAGCAUUUCUGCUUCUUUCUUUGAAUAGGGAAAUCAUAUCCCUGCAAUCUCUCACUCUCUCUUCUCUUUCUUCCUUUCUCUCUAUUACCUCUCCUCUGUUUUUGCUCACAGGGACAAGAGGAAAGCGCUUUGACUCUGAAACUUCCUCUCUUUAAAAUCAUGUUUCUUGAAAAAGGGUCAAUGCAAUCAAACCUUGAUUGCUUCCUUCAUUGCACAACCCCACGAGUCCAAUCUCAAUUCCUCGCGAAGAGUGAGACUAGAAAUCUAAACAGAUUAUGGCACCCAUGGGAGAGAGACACAGUGGAGUAUUUUACUUUGGGUGAUCUAUGGAAUUUUUAUGAUGAAUGGAGUGCUUAUGGGGCUGGAAUUCCUAUUGUUUUGAACAAUGAUGAAACUUUGGUUCAGUACUAUGUGCCUUAUCUUUCUGCAAUCCAAAUUUUCACAAGCAAUUCUUCAGUCAACAGUUUCAGGGAAGACACCGAGUCCGGUGAUGGCGAAACGAGGGACUCCUUUAGCGAUUCGUGGAGUAAUGAGAGUGUGACUGACAAGGUAUGUAGGUCGGAUGGAUGCUCAUCAGAGGAAGGAGGGUCAGAGCAAGACAAUCCUUGGCCUAUAAAUGAUAGAUUGGGGCGACUAUAUUUUGAGUACUUUGAGAGAUCAACUCCUUAUGGAAGAGUUCCUUUGAUGGAUAAGAUUAAUGGAUUUGCUCGACGAUUUCCGGGUUUAAUGUCAUUGAGAAGUGUAGAUCUUUCACCAGCUAGUUGGAUGGCUGUUGCUUGGUAUCCAAUCUAUCACAUUCCAAUGGGAAGAACCAUAAAGGACUUGUCCACAUGUUUCUUGACCUACCACACCCUCUCAUCAUCUUUUCAAGAUAUGGAUGUAGAAGAUGACAUUGGGAGCCCAGAAAAGAAGCGAAAGGAAGGGGAAAUCAUCACUCUCCCUCCAUUUGGUUUGGCCACUUACAAGAUGCAAGGGAAGUUGUGGGUCUCAGGCAAUGGCGGUAGGGACCAAGAGAGGCUAGUCUCACUUUUAAGUGUGGCAGAUUCAUGGCUAAAGCAACUAACGGUCCAGCACCAUGACUUCGAUUACUUCACGGGGAUUAAGGGUGGCUAAAACCAUAACUUAAAGAUUUGAUUUUUGGAACCUCCAUUUGAUAUAUAGGGAUUGAUUGAUCACUAAAAUCCUCCAUUUUUUUUUUGCUGGAUUUCCUGCUUGAUAGCGUGGCAUGGUGUCCGAGGAGUGAGGACUCUAGCUAGUUCUUUCUCAUAUAACCAAGCUCAUCUUUUAGCCAGUCAGUGUUAAUGUGGUUUGAUCAGAAAAUAGAGUAUGUGAGUUGAGUCAAUGCUCUCCUUUUCUUGCUGCUGUUUAAGUGGUUAAUGAGACCUUCUGUGUAGAGUGAUGGAUGAGGUCCUUGAGGGAUAUAGGAUUAGAGGCUCAUCAACUUUGAUCUUCAUUUGGAUUGUGUAAUCUUCUCUUGAAUAUUAUGAAAUCAUUGAAAUUGAGGAAAUUAAUGAUAAUUUUGCAAGCUUAA